AUGGGAAACGAUGGCGGCUCCAUCCCCAAGCGCCGCGAGCUCGUCAAGGAAGCCGCGCGCGCCCUCACCGUAAGCGAACUGAAGGCCAACGCACUCGAAUCCCUCAGCCAUGCAUGGACACAGGACCCCCUAUCCUCAGAGCCACUCGACAUGGAGAACGUGGCAUCAGAUUGGCGAGGCAAACUGUACAACUACGAGUCCAUACUAAAGGGGCUGGUGCCGAGCGGUGACGACGAGGCUGAGGAAGAGAAGGCCAACGGCAACGACAUGACGUUCGCAUCGACGGGGAUAAAGAGCCUGCGCGACAUCGUGAGGCUCAAGUUCAAGCGGUACAAGCCGGCUGGGACGAAGGAGAAGGAGAUCUGGGCAUGCCCCGUCAGCCUGAAGGAGCUGGGCCCAUCGACCAAGGCCGUCUACAUCGUGCCGUGCGGCCACGUCUUUGCCGAGGUAGCGAUCAAGGAGAUAACAGACCAAGAGCACAACUGCCCCGAGUGCAGCGAGCCGUUCGAGGAGCAAGACGUCUUGCCGAUACUGCCAACGGAAGAGGCCGACUUGGAGAAGAUGACCAAGAGGAUGGAGAACCUGCGCGCAAAGGGCCUGACGCAUAGCAAGAAGAAAGACAAGAGCGAGAAGAAGAAGAAGCGCAAGGCUGGAGAGAAGGAGGACGAAGGGUCAAAUGGCGUGAAGAACGGUGGGGCGGAAAAUGGCCGCCCGGCCAAGGCCCCAAAGUCUAGCAAGAACGAUGCCCCCAGCAUCAACAACCCCAUGGCUGCAACGUUAACUGCAAGGGUCAUGGCUGAGCAGGCUGAGCGGGAUAAGAGGCGAAGAUUGGCCUCGGUACGUGGUUGA
Molecule: messenger RNA, 849 nt
Organism: Diaporthe amygdali
Lineage: Eukaryota; Fungi; Ascomycota; Sordariomycetes; Diaporthales; Diaporthaceae
Exons: 1
Coding region: 1-849 (282 amino acids)
Biological process (GO): site-specific DNA replication termination at RTS1 barrier; mitotic DNA replication termination
Cellular component (GO): nucleus
Source: RefSeq, a predicted model, not a curated record